GAGCGCUCGACGUCGCCGCGUAGGACCGGAACGAUGGGCUCCGACCACGACCCGGACGACGUGCCCCCGCCCCCGGGUACACCGCCCGACUCCGAGUCCGACGGCGAGCCCGCCGCCGCCGUGGUCGAGGACGCGUCUCCCGCAGGGACGAUUCCGCCCCACGAUCCCCACGCGUUGGCUCCCGCGCCGGAGCCCGAGCCCUCCACCCCGCCCGCCGCGCGUCCCGCCCCGUCCGCGCGCGCCGGAGCCAAGUACGACGGCUCGCUCGUCUUCGCCGUGCCCCCGCCCGAAGCCCUGGACGCGCGCAAGGGCGCCACCGGCGCGGCCAUCGUCCAGGACCUGGUCAAUUGCGCGUUGGAGCUGACGGAGGACCAGAUCGCCGAGUUUAAAGAGUGCUUCGCGCUGUUCGACGAGGACGGCAGCGGCGCCGUGGACACCGCGGAGCUGGGAUCGGUGAUGAAAUCCUUGGGGCAGAAGAUGACGGACGAGGAGCUGCAGACGAUGAUCACGUACGUCGACGCCGACGGCAGCGGCACCGUCGACUUCGCAGAGUUUCUCGGGAUGAUGGCGCGGCAGAUGAAGGACCACGACAGCGACCUCAUCUUACAGCGCGCGUUCGACCUGCUGGACAGCGACGGAAGUGGGAAGGUGUCCAAGGGCGCGCUGUGCUACGUGCUCGGCGCCCUGUGCGACAAGAUGACGUGCGCGGAGAUUGAGGAGCUGGUGGAUGAAGCCGGCGGUGGGGGCGACGCGCUGACGCUGUCGCAGUUCAUGGGGAUCAUGAAGAUCACCGCGUCGACGGGGGCGGACCGCGCGGUGGAGCUCAGCCGCCGCGCGUCCUCGCGAGCCAACGGCCUGAACCUCCCGGCGUAGCCACCGUACCGGGGGUGUGUUGUAGUACCAU
This is a messenger RNA of Micromonas commoda, 904 nucleotides long. RefSeq lists its product with no specific name. Bases 34 to 873 code for a protein of 279 amino acids. The transcript has a single exon. NCBI's taxonomy places the organism in Eukaryota, Viridiplantae, Chlorophyta, Mamiellophyceae, Mamiellales, Mamiellaceae. The record is from RefSeq and is a predicted model, not a curated record. Gene Ontology annotation, molecular function: enzyme regulator activity; calcium ion binding.